Molecule: messenger RNA, 225 nt
Organism: Gamsiella multidivaricata
Lineage: Eukaryota; Fungi; Mortierellomycota; Mortierellomycetes; Mortierellales; Mortierellaceae
Exons: 1
Biological process (GO): regulation of transcription by RNA polymerase II
Cellular component (GO): nucleus
Molecular function (GO): DNA-binding transcription factor activity, RNA polymerase II-specific; RNA polymerase II cis-regulatory region sequence-specific DNA binding
Source: RefSeq, a predicted model, not a curated record
UGCCAGAUGCCAAACUGUCGCCGGACGUUCUCCCGGCCCUUCAACCUUAAAUCCCAUGGUCUCUCACACGAGACCCGUCGUCCACAUGGCUGUCCACAAUGUCCAAAGACGUUCGCGAGAAUCCAUGAUCGAGAUCGACAUGUGAAGGGUCAUUUGCCGGAGAAGGCGCAUUGUUGUAUUGUGUGCCUAGGCCGGUUUGCGAGACAGGAUGCAGUGACUAGGCAU